Paramecium octaurelia is the source of this 1103-nucleotide messenger RNA. Lineage: Eukaryota; Ciliophora; Oligohymenophorea; Peniculida; Parameciidae. The record is from the annotation of a GenBank genome assembly.
AUGGAUAAUUUAUGCACAGUUUGUAUAAAUUAAAGGGCAGUUAAUCGAGAUUUUGAAGGUAAAUCUUAUAGUUGUGAUGAAAACAGUAGAAAAGGAGCUUUAGAACCUUGUUAGUCUUGUAAUAAAAGACUACAAGGGUAGAAUUAGUAGUAAAAUAAAAAAAAAGUUGAUGAGUUAAUAAAAGUCUGUCAAAGAAGCAUCUCAUUCAUUCAUAAUUAGUAAAUAUACAUGAAGCAAUUCAUUGAGCAUUAAAUAGGGGAGUUGAUUAAUUUGCUUUAAGAGAAAUAGAAUUCAUUACAGAAUAAUCUAACUGAGAUAUUGUAAAAAAAAUUGGAUUAUUACUAAGACUGUGAAUCAAGACUAAAUAUAAUUAAGAAAAAUAGUGAUUAUAAUAGAUUGAAAUAAUAGCCAUUUGUAUAAUUCGAAUAAUACGAAGAUGAUAAAAUUAUGGAUUUUGGAAAUAUUAAAAUUUUAACAGAAGAGAUUAAGAAUUUUGGGAAACGGAUUGUUAAGAAAACUAAUUAAAGUGUAUGUUCAUAGAUUAUUAAUACUAAAAAAAAUCAGAAUAAUGCAAAUAAAGAAAACCUUAAGGAUUCCUAGGAGAAAAUAAAUCAAUCCAAUAUGUUUAUUUCAUUUUUGCCAUAAUUAGACGAUGCUACAUUAAUUUACAGAUUAGGUUAGAAAUUUUACAUGCCUAAAUAAAAUAAAGUUCUUGGUUUUAUCUAUACAACAAAUCAAAGCAAAUUUGGUUUUUAUUAUAAUGUAGAUUAACCAACUAAUGGCUAUAAUAAUGCGAAAGACUGCUACAUUUUCUCGUUAAAUAAUAUAUAUCAAAUACCUGUAUGAAUUUUAAUCUAAGUUAGCCUAUGAAAUUCUACCCUAAGGAAGAGUGCAUUAGGUAUUCCUUAUAUCUAGGCCAUUCGAAGAUUGGAUUUGGCAAGGAUUGCAAGGAUUUGCUGAUUGACUUUGAGAAUAUCAAAAAUUCUUCCUCAAAUUUGGGUCAAUCUUAUGAUGUAUAUUCAGAACUUGAUAGUGAAUGUAUUUUAGCAGGUAGAUCAACUAAUUGGAAUGUUGAAAUGAUAGAGAUAUUUAGUUUGAAAUGA